AUGCCCCAGCUGUCCGAAGCAAAAUUUCUCCAUGACCUCACCGAAGUCCCUGCCGGCUGGCCCCUGGCGACCGUCAUCGACGCCUUCCUCCACUUGGCUGCUUAUGCUGCAGGUCAAGCUGAGCCGGAGCGAGCUCUUGAGGUGGUGGGCCGUCGGCUCGUGGAGCUCUGGGCCGAGCAGCCGCAGGAGGCCAAGGCCUGGCUCGAGCGCUUCGGAGAGCUGAAGACGGCGACGAGGGCGGAGCGCCUCUGCGAGGCGCUGCUCCGGCACGGGGCGGCCGAUGACGGGAAGUACGAGUGGGUCUGGCACUGGCGCUUCUCCGAGGCGGGGCUCCUUCGAGGCCAGCUCCGCUCAGCAGCAGCGGAGCGGGAGCGGAUAGCGGCUGAGUACCGGCGCGGCGCCCCCGGCGAUCGCUGCCGGGAGCUCGCGGAGCGGCUCGUGGCGGUGGAGAGCUCGGAGACGGCGCGGAAGCGGCAGAAGCUCGAGGAGGAGACUUCUGAGCGCCGGCGCCUCAAAGCGGAGCUCCAGAAGUCGCAGGAGGAGUGUCGAGAUCUUCGCAAUCGCCUGGCCACGGCGGAGGCGGAGGUGUCCAGCAAGGAUGCGGAGCUCCGAACUGUGCAGAACGAGAGUGCAAGUCUCAAAGAGCAGUGCGAGGAGUUUGCAACUCGAGCCGCAGCUGGGGAGGCAGCAGUGACAGAGAUGCGGAUGGAGCUCCGACAGUUGCAGGAGGAGCACAGCAAGUGCCAGGAGCACUGCGAAGAGCUUGCGAAGUGCAUUGAGGCAGAAGCUUCCGAGCACGCCGAUACGAGGCAGCAUCUGGCGCAGGCCGAGGCCGAUGCCGCUGAAGAGCGGCUGGAGUUGCAGCGGCUGCAGGAGGAGAAUCUCCGCUUGAAGGACGGCUGUCAGAGGGCUGCGGUGGGGCAAAGCAUGGAGCCGCAGGUCGAGAAAGCCGUCUGGCAGGACCGGUGUGAGCAGCUCCGGCAGCAGCUUGCCGAAGCCCGUGGUCAGCUGGAGGUUUUGUGGCAAGAGAGGGGCAUGUACCAAGAGCGCCUUAGCCAGCUUGCCGAGAGGAAGAAGCAAGAGCCCCAUCAUCAUCGUCAUCCCACUCUGAAUGCUCGCAUCCCAGCUCGCAACGACGCAGCCUUCGGUGAUCAGGAGUCGGAUCUUGCCGAGCAGCUGGGGUACAGCCUGGUGGAUGCAGACCACGCCUCCGUCCUAAGUGGAUCCUCGAGUUGCUCGGUGAAGCAGAACUGCUUCAUGCUGGAUGCCAUCUUCAGGAGCCGCAUGGACGUCUUCCGCGAGGGCAGUGACCUCCAGAAGGGGUCGCAGGUCCUGGCUGGCGAUGGCGAGACCGUUCUGGAGGUGGUCGAGAUCUCGAAAGAAGCGCGAACUAGGAAAGUGGUCGACUUGCAGGCGGGCGCUGCAACACUGCGGGUGACCCCGGACCAUCCCGUGCAGGUCCCUGAUGCACACGACAAGGCGGGAUGUCCUCGUUUCAUCCCCGCGGGCAAGCUGAAGGUGGGCGACUUCGUGAUGCUUGAUUCCGGGGAGCCGGUUGCGCUCACCAUCGCAGAGACGCUUCCCACGGAGUGCAAGGUGCUGAAGAUCGUGUUCAACCCCGAUUUGCCUGUGGCCGUCUUCUCCAGCCCGUCCUGCAUCCUCAGCAAGGGGCACAGGAAGCUGCAGAAUCGUCGCAGCGUCCGCGGGAGAGGCCAGGAGGCGGCCGAUCAGAUGGAUGAAGGAGACUCAAUUCCGGACACAGCGGCGGGUGAGUAUAUGGACUGA
Symbiodinium sp. CCMP2592 is the source of this 1785-nucleotide messenger RNA. The record is from the annotation of a GenBank genome assembly. NCBI's taxonomy places the organism in Eukaryota, Dinophyceae, Suessiales, Symbiodiniaceae.